Pogona vitticeps (central bearded dragon) is the source of this 6351-nucleotide messenger RNA. RefSeq names its product SATB homeobox 2 (gene SATB2). NCBI's taxonomy places the organism in Eukaryota, Metazoa, Chordata, Lepidosauria, Squamata, Agamidae. Gene Ontology annotation, biological process: regulation of transcription by RNA polymerase II; chromatin remodeling. Gene Ontology annotation, molecular function: RNA polymerase II cis-regulatory region sequence-specific DNA binding; DNA-binding transcription factor activity, RNA polymerase II-specific. The record is from RefSeq and is a predicted model, not a curated record.
CCCCCCUGGCUCGUGUCCCGCGUGCCCUCCCGCGUGGCAGCUACUCGUCUUCCCUCAUGCCGCCGCCGCCGCCGCCCCCUCACUCCCUUCCCACUUCCCUCUUUCUUUACCCCACCCCAUCCCGCGCCACGCCACUCCCAGCGGCGGCCAAGUCCACACGCCUUUUUUUCCUCCCUCCUCGCCCGGCCCUUUUCCGCCGCGAGACGCCCACCCUCCCGGGUUGUGCCCGUUCCGGGUGGCCCGUGGCUCGGGCGUAAACCGCGAGUUUCAAUUUCUUUCCUAUUUAUAUUGGGUUUUCGUUCACUGCCAAGCGGGUUUUUCUUCUCUCCCUCUCCCCUCCCGGUGUCUCUUCCCUCUCCUUUGCCGCUUGCAUGCAGAAAAGAAAAAGGAAAAAAAAAGCGUCCCCCCCUCCUAAAAAAAAACACCCGGCAGUCCUGGCUCGCGUGGUCGCAGGAGCAGCAGCGCAAGAGCAGCAAUUUGUGCAACCCUUGCCAUUUUGUAAAGGGGAAGGUCUCUUCCUCCCUCCUAUAAGCGAUCUCAAAGAUAACGCCGUGACUAUUUUGGGGGACUUGGGAAGAGAAAGAGAGAGAGAGAGAGGAGGAGGAGGAGGGGAAGAAAAAGUAGGAGGGGAAGAGAAAGGAGGAAGCUGAGCUGUUGUUAUUUUGGAGUCCGCGAGCCGGGAGGAGGAGAGAGAGAAAGAGAGAAGGAGGAGGAGGAGGAGGGGAAAAAAAGACGUCGCCCCCCCCCCAACAAUUUGCAAAGCAAGGACUACCCCAGAAAAGGACUCACUUUGGCUGAUGACUCAACGCAACUAAUAAUCAUUUGUCUCCUCUCUGGCGAAUCCCUCGUGCUGCUGCUGCUGCUUCUCUAGCUGCCUGGCAGAGGGAGAGAUUGAAAGUGACACAUCGGGCGCUGCUGGCUUGCUCGGCGGCGAUCGGAGCACCGGCUGCUGCUGCUGCUGCUUCCCUUGCUUGCCCGGGAUACCGUCCCCCUUCAGAGGCAGCCUCUCCACCCCUUCUCCUCCCCCUCCCCCUUUGAUUCCCCCCCUCUUUUUGUUUUUUUUGCUGAAGGUGUGAGAAAUCGUAUUUCCCUCCCUCCGUCUCUUCCCACCCCUCCUUUCUUUCCCGAGCCUACCACGCUCACCUCUCCUUUUCAUUCGCCACCUCUGGUGCCCUUUCGGGGAGAGCUCUUUUCUCAAACUUUCAGGCCGUCUUUGGCAGCAAGACAAGACGUCUUGACCCGGGAACGUUUAAAACAGAAAAGAAAAAGGAAGGAAGGAAAAAAAAGAACGAACCGUCGAGACUUGAGGCAGAGGUGGGUGGAUGGGAGGGAGACAAAAUAGACAAGAAAGAAAAUAACGCACAAAAGAAGAACCAAGAAAACUUUCCACCCUGGAUUCUCUACUUUUGAUCCAUGGACAGAGCCCAACUCAGCCAAGUUACGGACAAACUAUAAGCAGUCCCUGCUCAUUUUAUUGUGACUUGCCUGUGGGAACGUUGUCUCCAACACAAAGUAGUAUGGACCGGAGAAGUGAGAGUCCCUGUCUAAGGGAUAGCCCCGACAGAGGGAGCGGCAGCCCUGAUGUCAAAGGCCCUCCCCCGGUGAAGGUGGCCAGGCUUGAACAGAAUGGCAGCCCUAUGGGAGCCCGAGGGAGGCCCAAUGGCUCUGUCACCAAAUCAGUGGGAGGUUUGAUGAUUCCUGUCUUUUGUGUGGUGGAGCAACUGGAUACUUCUCUUGAAUAUGAUAAUCGAGAAGAACAUGCAGAGUUUGUUCUGGUCCGCAAAGAUGUACUUUUUAGUCAGCUAGUGGAAACUGCACUCCUGGCUCUUGGAUAUUCCCACAGCUCUGCAGCUCAGGCACAAGGUAUAAUCAAACUUGGAAAGUGGAAUCCUCUUCCACUCAGUUAUGUGACAGAUGCACCUGAUGCUACAGUAGCCGAUAUGUUACAAGAUGUCUAUCAUGUUGUGACACUGAAAAUUCAGUUACAAAGUUGUUCAAAACUGGAAGACUUGCCAGCAGAGCAAUGGAACCAUGCCACAGUCCGCAAUGCCUUAAAGGAGUUGCUCAAAGAGAUGAAUCAGAGCACUUUAGCCAAAGAAUGCCCUCUCUCGCAGAGCAUGAUAUCAUCCAUUGUAAAUAGCACAUACUAUGCCAAUGUAUCAGCAACCAAGUGCCAGGAGUUUGGAAGAUGGUAUAAAAAGUACAAGAAGAUUAAAGUGGAACGAGUUGAAAGAGACAACCUGUCAGAAUAUUGUGUUCUUGGUCAACGUCCCAUGCACUUACCAAACAUCAACCAGCUAGCAACUUUGGGCAAAACAAACGAACAGUCACCUCAUGGUCAAAUUCAUCAUGGUACUCCAAUCAGAAACCAAGUGCCAACUUUGCAACCGAUCAUGAGCCCUGGCCUUCUUACACCUCAACUCAGUCCACAGCUUGUGAGGCAGCAGAUAGCAAUGGCCCACUUGAUAAACCAACAGAUUGCAGUAAGCCGACUAUUGGCUCAUCAACACCCACAGGCUAUAAACCAACAGUUUCUAAAUCAUCCGCCGAUUCCUAGAUCAGUCAAACCAGAGCCAACAAACUCAUCAGUGGAAGUCUCACCAGAUAUCUACCAGCAAGUCAGGGAUGAGUUGAAGAGAGCCAGUGUGUCCCAAGCUGUCUUUGCAAGAGUGGCUUUCAAUCGCACCCAGGGAUUGCUAUCAGAGAUUCUGCGUAAAGAAGAAGACCCUAGAACAGCUUCCCAGUCCCUUCUGGUAAAUCUGAGGGCAAUGCAGAAUUUCCUCAACCUACCUGAGACAGAGCGAGAUCGUAUAUAUCAGGAUGAGAGAGAAAGGAGUAUGAACCCCAAUGUGAGCAUGGUGUCUUCAGCUGCCAGCAGUCCAAGUUCCUCCAGAACCCCCCAGGCCAAAACCUCGACACCAACAACAGACCUCCCCAUUAAGGUGGACGGAGCCAACAUCAACAUCACAGCUGCCAUUUAUGACGAGAUCCAACAGGAGAUGAAAAGGGCCAAAGUUUCUCAGGCUCUCUUCGCCAAAGUAGCUGCCAACAAAAGUCAGGGUUGGCUAUGUGAACUGCUCCGCUGGAAAGAAAAUCCAAGUCCAGAAAAUCGUACCCUCUGGGAAAAUCUGUGCACUAUUCGACGGUUCCUGAAUCUUCCCCAGCAUGAGAGGGAUGUUAUCUAUGAAGAAGAGUCCAGGCACCAUCACAGUGAACGUAUGCAGCAUGUUGUCCAGCUUACUCCUGAACCUGUGCAGGUACUUCAUAGACAGCAAUCACAGCCGGCCAAGGAAAGUUCACCUCCAAGAGAAGAGGCCCCACCCCCACAAGCAGAGGACACAUGCACGAAAAAAACAAGAUCCCGUACGAAGAUUUCUUUAGAGGCUUUAGGCAUCCUUCAAAGUUUUAUCCAUGAUGUAGGCCUCUAUCCAGAUCAAGAGGCCAUCCACACCUUAUCUGCUCAGUUGGAUCUACCUAAGCACACCAUUAUCAAAUUCUUCCAGAACCAGCGAUACCAUGUAAAGCAUCAUGGUAAACUAAAAGAGCACUUGGGUACAGUGGUGGAUGUGGCUGAAUACAAAGAUGAGGAGCUGCUGACUGAGUCAGAGGAAAAUGACAGUGAGGAGGGUUCUGAGGAAAUGUACAAAGUGGAAGCAGAAGAAGAGAAUCCUGAAAAAACAAAGGCAACUACUUUGGAGACUGACCAGAGAUAAUGUGAAAACAUCACUGGUUAAAGCAAUACAUUGAUCCAAGAUCUCUCUUUUUUUCCAGUCUUCUUUUAAAAAAAAUUAUGUGGGGUGCACAUAGAAUAUGUGCAAAUUGAACAAUUAUUUUGCAUAGCCAAUCAGACAUUCCCUCGUAACAGGCACUUGAGUGUUACACUUUUUAUGUUUGACCGAAACAAUGUUAAUUGUAUUUCAUGUAGGAUUACAUCUUUGUUAACCUUGCACUUAUGAAAGGAACCUCUAGCAAGUUACAAGAAAAAUAGACCUAUGAAAUCAGUGAAGGAAGUUAUAACAGCAUUCAUGUGUAUAUGUAUGUGUUUGUGUAUGUGUACGUACAUACACACACACACAAACACAUAUAUCAAAAUAAAUAUAGAUAUAGAGAUAUAUAAGAAAUUUGCAUGGAACAUAACUUUACAAUCUGAAAGUAUAGACUGUGAAAUGAGCUCGUUAAAGAUGAGUCUUGUUUAUGUAUUUUUAAAAAAACCACUUCACAAUGAGUUGCUUUGGCUUUUAGAUAAACUGCUGCCUGCUCUCAGGGUGUGGUUACUAUUUUGGAAUACCUAUUUAUUUUCUAUGUUUAUCCCUGAUUUUUUUAAUUAUUAUUAUGGCUUCCACUUUGGCAGCUUGAUGGGUAAUUUUUGAGGUAUGCAUUUUAAAAACCUAAAUCAACACUGCCAAAACAACAAAAAACAAACAAACAAAAACGAGAGAGAGAGAGAAAUUUGGGGACAAAGUCAGGGCACCUUAAAAAAAAUCCGAGACCAAGUAACUUCAAAAACAAAAAACACUUUAGUACGUAAGGCACAUUUAAAGUCACAAAGCAUGACCCCCCCCCUCAUUUCUGUAGUGAACAGAUGGGUUUUCAUGGACUUUUCAAUGGAAAUUCAGUGCACAGUGAGCUUGUCUGUUUAUAAGGUCUUCAUGAAAAAUUGGUUUUUUAAUGAGAUUUAGUGUGUGGAUUUUUACACUGAGCCACAGUUUAUAGUGGUGGUAUUUUGAAGGUGCAAACCAUCUACACUGUUGCCGUGCAACUUGCGUUAAUUUCAGCAGGGCUUGUGCAGCUACAGUUCUUGUUUAUUUGUCUCACCUUGAUGUUUUAGAGCAAUUCCUCAUUAUGUAUGUUGAAGUUGCUUUUCUGGUAAGCUUUUUACAAAUGAAAUCAUAAAACUGAAUCACAGCUGUCAUUCUGUGUAGCUGGUUUAACUGGUUCUUAAUCUGUCAAAGGGUCUGAUGGUUCUCCACUGCUGAAUUCCCUUCUGUAUUUGUUCUGCUAUAGUUUGAGUCUUCUGCUUAAGGCUCAUUAUCUCAGUGAGACAAAAUAUUUUUCAGUCAAUAGUCUCCCAAGACGCAGUCUUUAUGUAAUGCACGGCAGACUUGAUAGGAACGCAUUUUCUGAACUUGCUGCAGUUCUAGGCAGCGAGAGUAAGCCAAGCAAUUUCUGUGUAGUCACUUCCUUGUCAUAAACUGAAACCUUUUCCCAAUGACCUAACAUAGCAAUUCCAUUACAUAAAGCAGAACAAAUGCUGAGUGACUCUUCAAUAGUAACAAGCAUUAAAGCUGCAAUCUACUAUAGGUUCCAACAGAUUUUUGAAACUGUGGUUCUGCAGUGACACAAGCAGUGUUGCUGUUCCUCUUCUGCAUAAAGGUGCCACCCCGCCAAAUAUUUUGACUUCCUAAUAUGUAUGGGUUGAUUUGUGGACUUCUAACGUCAGUGUGAGGCUUCCUUUUGACAUUUGCUGUGUAAACUUUUAACAAAGACUUCAUGCAAUAUCACUUGGAAAGCUGUUUUAUGUUUCUUGCACAGGCAUUGUAAUAUAUAAUUGUUAAUACUAUUUAUAUAUUUGAAAGGUAUAAAAAGCAGGCAUUAAAACAAACCUCUGUAUAGUUACUCAGAACGUAACAAUAUAUGGAGAGAGAAGACAUGUUGCAAUACAAGCUAAUUCUAGCUGCUCAGUAACCUCUGAAGUUUUUAAAGGGACCUUUCCAGAAUCAAUAUAUUUGAUAUCCACAGUGUAUCUGUAUCCACUUCAUAUAUCCUUGAAAAACAAUUUUGGCUUGCUGAUUUAAACUCUUUGUCCUUUACUUCUGUAGUAUGCUGCAGCUUUAAUCAAAAAUUCAGUAGGCGCUGCUUUAUGUUCUCUUUCAAGGUACUCAUUUCAACUCCUUACCUGAAACUCUCUUGCUGAAAUCACUAUAUAUAUGUAAUAUUGGUCAAACUUUCAUAGGGGUAUAUUCAUCUCUUUGAUGGCAUCAGCAUUGGGUUUUUUUUUCUCCCUUAAACACUUCAACCAAAAAUUUUAGUAAGUAUUUUUUUUUCAAUGCUGGGUCUUGCCUUUGUUUUGUUUUGUUUUUAAUUUCACUGCCAGUUUUGCGGUGGUUCUUCUAAGUAAAUCUGUGGGCAUUUUCGCCUGUAGUCUUGCCAGAAGUUUGCGAAUUACAAUGCAUAUAUGUCUAUUUAUUCAAUAUUCAUCAUAUAAUAUCUAUUUGGGAAAAGAAUCUUUUCUUGUAGUGCCUCUUAACAAAGCACAAUUUUCCGCCUUUUUUGUGAAAUAAGAGAAAACUUUAAAAAAAAUUGUGUUAUUACAGUAUCAACAAUGUGAAUGAGGAUUAACAUAUUGUAAAU